CCCCAUACACCAUCGUUGUCGAUCCACCCCCAAUCACGCGUGCAAAGAGAGUUAGAUACUCAGCGUGACUACGUUUGGUAGCGCUGUUCGACAACAACGGUUUUGCAUUUUCCCGCCUUUUGCUUCAAUCUGCGUAGAACGCCAAGCUGGCUUGGUGAUCCUGGGAGAUCCGUCAUCAUGGCCGGAGGAGGAGACGGUUCCUCAGAGGAGUUCGUGGAGGACGAUUCUGCUUGUGGGGAGGAGGGCGAGGAAGACGGGGAUUCGUCGGCGUCGUUUGAGUCCGAGGAAGAGGAGGACGAUGACGACGAUGGGGCCACCGGAGACGACAGCGAUGUUUUCGAAACCCCAAUCAAGGCGAGGAAACGCGCUAGAACGCCUUCCCAGCAACCGGCUACCGCCGCCACCGCCGCACCCUCGUCCUCCUCAGGUAAGAAUAAAAGAAGCACCACCGCCCUUGCGGCUGACCGUAGUGGCAGCAGCAGCAAGAAAAUGAAGGUGGCGACAGCAGCGUCGGCGAAAACAUCGGUCGCUGGUGCGAAGGAGAAGGGGAAAGGGAAGGCGGCUGGGCGCAGCAACAACAACAAGCCUUCGCCAUCACAAGGGUCGUCUUCGUCGUCACCAGGACCCGGAACGCCAGCCACCCCGGGAGGACGGGACAGUGGCAGCAGCAGGAAGGAUCCCCAGGCUAGUUCCUGUGCCGAUGCCAGUGAAGAAAAGGACAGCAAAACGAUCGUUUCAGCUGGCGCACCCCCCUUGCCGAAACCAGUUGGAGGGAGUAUCGGCGCCAAUGGUGGCACGGCGGCCGGAAAAAAAGGAACCGCAGGAGCGGGAGCAUCUGGAAGCGCCCCAAAGACCCCCAAGGCGGCUGUCUCCGACUACAUGCUGCAGUCGAACCGUCCCUAUAGCUACAUCAACGUGUUCGACAAUCUCCGCAAGAAGAUCCCCAAGGCGAUGGUGCAGAAGCUGCUGGACGAGUUGGUGCGAGAUGGAACGCUCAAGCUGCAGGAGUAUGGAAAGGCCAGGAUUUACUACGCUAACCAGGAUGCCCUGCCGAACGGGGCUGGCGAUGCCUCUGCUGACAAGAUGCGAACACUGGACCAAGAAGCCAAGACCCUCACUUCGCAGCUCGAAAUUGUGUCCAAGCAGGAGCAACAAACUAGGGCGAGGGUCAGUUCCCUUUCCUGCCAGCCUACGGAUGAUGAACUGGCAAAGAAGUUGGCCAACUCCGCACAAGAGCUGGAGCAGGCGGAGGCGAGAAAUGGCGCUGCGAAGGGGCAGGGCCGGAGCGUGGCGGCGGGAGGGAUGAAGGCCGCGAAGCAAAGCUUUAACAAGUUCCGUGCGCUGUGGGUGACCCGCAAGCGCAACGCAAUGGACGUGGUGGACAUGAUCGCGGACGGAAUGGAGAAGAAGCCGAAGGUCGUCAUGGAGAUGUUGGGAGUGGAGCCGGACGAGGAGCCAAUUCCCCCGAAGAUGUAGUCACACCCAAUCGGAAGCCCCGCAGCUUGAAGCUUUUUUCGUCUGUGCCGGAAAUCUUAUUGGAACGAAAACAUGUCAACCCGAACCUUGAAAACUCGACCAAUACAAGUACACGCUUGAUGCUCUCUAUCGGAAAGCCUGUGUGCUUGAGAUGCGUGCUGUCGAUGUUGGGUGUUUGUUUAUCCUACCCUCUACGUAUUUGUCGUCGCCAAGAUCGCAAUUGAGGCGACCAGAUUUCCAGCCCACCCAUGGCUACGGAAUUGACAGCUUGCUCAGGGAGCAUUCGUCGACCCACAACGUUGUGGCACGCCCCGCCAAAACUGCUUGUGUUUUAGAGUUUCUCCAAGUUCAACACGAGCUCAACGCUAUGAGCAUGUGCAUGAAGCAUGCAACGUCAUCAACUUUAUUUAUUCCAUUCUAGCUUCCUUGCCGAGGCCUUGUAUUCGGCAAGGGUCCCCCCCCUCCCGUGUUUUUUCACGUGGAGAUGUUGUAGGAUUUGCCACCUUUGCUUUGAGCUUCGUAGGACAUGUUCAUCCUGGGUUAAGGCUAAGGUUAGACCGCAGUGGUCGGUCACUGACGACCAACCUCCUUGCUGUUCCCUAGUUCAUCGGCGUUUUACUGGCGCAUGUUGGGGUCUACUGGUCAGCAUCGCUGUCGUAGGUGUGAUUCAUGUGUUUCGCGAUGGAAGCAAGUACGUGCACCUGAUGUUCAUCUUAUGCCACUUCGGAAUUGUUUUUUGUUUUUUGCGGAGAUGUCAGUUUCUUGCGUUGUCUUCUCUGAUCAAGGCACGCCUCAACAUGCGUUGAAAACCCCACACGGUCACACGGUAGAAACGGAGAGAAAAUCUGAACCGACGG
Ectocarpus sp. CCAP 1310/34 is the source of this 2333-nucleotide messenger RNA. Lineage: Eukaryota; Phaeophyceae; Ectocarpales; Ectocarpaceae. The record is from the annotation of a GenBank genome assembly.